AUGGAAGAGAUGAGACAGGAAGCUGUGGAGAAAUACCUGGAGGACCACCCAGAGUUUGCCCAGGAAUACUUCCAUAAGAGGUUGCUCAUGGAGGGGCAUUGGCCCGGGUUAUCACCAGCUGAGGAGUCUUCCCUAUUUGGUGAGCUGCUGCAGGCCCUGCAGGAGGAAGCUGGCAAUCUGGAGCAGGGCAUGCAUCGGGCCCUGCAGAGGCUGGCACAAUUGCUGUGUGCAGAUCGAUGUAGCCUGUUCCUAUAUAGAACCCGCAACGGCACGCCCGAAGUAGCCUCCAAGCUGCUCAAUGUCUCCCCAACAUCCAAGUUUGAGGAUGACUUAGUGGUCCCUGACCAAGAAGUUGUGUUUCCAUUAGACACUGGGAUAGUGGGCUGGGUUGCCCACACCAAGAAACCUCUUCAUGUCCCAGAUGUGAAAAAGAAUAGCCAUUUUUCUGACUUCAUGGACAAACAAACUGGUUAUGUGACAAGGAACCUGCUGGCCACACCGAUCAUGAUGGGCAAGGAUGUUCUUGCUGUGGUUAUGGCACUUAACAAAGUAAAUGGAUCUGAAUUCUCUAAACAGGAUGAAGAGGUCUUUUCCAAGUACAUCAACAUUGCUUCUGUCAUCCUAAAGCUUCAUCAUACCAACUACUUGCAUAAUAUUGAAUCCCGAAGAAGCCAGAUCCUUAUGUGGUCAGCCAAUAAAGUAUUUGAAGAGCUCACAGAUAUUGAACGACAGUUUCACAAAGCUCUCUACACCAUUAGGCCCUAUCUCAACUGCGAGCGGUACUCCAUUGGACUUCUGGACAUGACCAAAGAGAAGGAAUUCUAUGAUGAGUGGCCAAUCAAGCUUGGAGAAGUUGAGCCUUAUAGAGGUCCAAAGACAUCAGAUGGCAGAGAAGUCAACUUUUAUAAAAUAAUUGAUUACAUUUUACAUGGAAAAGAAGAUAUCCAAGUAAUUCCGACACCUCCUGCAGACCAUUGGACUCUUGUUAGUGGUUUACCAACAUAUGUUGCUGAAAACGGAUUUAUAUGUAACAUGCUGAAUGCUCCUGCAGAUGAGUACUUCACAUUUCAGAAAGGACCAGUAGAUGAAACUGGUUGGAUAAUUAAGAAUGUCCUAUCAUUGCCUAUUGUCAACAAAAAAGAAGAAAUUGUGGCUGUAGCUACAUUUUACAACAGGAAGGAUGGAAAACCUUUUGAUGAGUAUGAUGAAUACAUUAUUGAGUCUCUCACACAGUUUCUCGGGUGGUCCCUUUUAAAUACUGACACUUAUGAGAAAAUGAAUAAGCUAGAAAACAGAAAAAACAUUGCCCAGGAAAUGCUCAUGAACCAGACCAAAGCUACUCCUGAUGAAAUCAUGUCUAUUCUGGAACUUAAAGAGAAGUUAAAUAUAGAUGUCGUGGAAAACUGUGAAGAAAAGCAGCUUAUCACAAUUUUGAAAGAGGAUUUGCCAGAGCCACAGACAGUGGACCUGUAUGAAUUCCACUUCAGUGACCUUCCCAUCACAGAGCACGAGUUGAUUAAGUGUGGACUACGAAUGUUUUUUGAAAUAAAUGUGGUAGAGAAAUUCAAAGUACCCAUAGAGGUUCUUACCAGAUGGAUGUACACUGUGAGAAAGGGGUACCGCUCUGUCACAUACCAUAACUGGAGGCAUGGAUUCAACGUGGGACAGACCAUGUUCACUUUGUUGAUGACAGGAAGACUAAAGAAAUAUUAUACAGACCUUGAAGCCUUUGCCAUGCUCGCUGCUGCUUUCUGCCAUGACAUUGACCACAGAGGUACCAAUAAUUUGUACCAGAUGAAAUCCACAUCUCCAUUAGCAAAGCUUCAUGGAUCUUCCAUUCUGGAAAGGCACCACCUGGAAUACAGUAAGACUCUUCUACAGGAUGAGAGUUUGAACAUCUUCCAGAAUCUAAAUAAGCGUCAGUUUGAAACAGUUAUUCAUUUGUUUGAAAUCGCAAUAAUAGCAACCGACCUGGCUUUAUAUUUCAAAAAGAGAACCAUGUUUCAAAAAAUUGUAGAUGCCUGUGAGAAAAUGGAAACUGAACAAGAAGCCAUCAAAUAUGUAACUAUUGAUCCAACCAAAAAAGAGAUUAUCAUGGCAAUGAUGAUGACUGCUUGUGACUUGUCAGCUAUCACCAAGCCCUGGGAAGUUCAAAGUCAGGUAGCACUUAUGGUUGCAAAUGAAUUUUGGGAACAAGGAGAUCUGGAAAGAACAGUACUGCAGCAACAACCUAUUCCUAUGAUGGACAGAAACAAAAAAGAUGAACUACCUAAACUUCAAGUUGGUUUUAUUGACUUUGUUUGUACUUUUGUAUAUAAAGAGUUCUCAAGAUUUCACAAAGAAAUCACCCCAAUGCUGAAUGGUCUUCAGAAUAAUAGAGUAGAAUGGAAGUCUCUAGCUGAUGAGUAUGAUGAAAAGAUGAAAGUAAUUGAAGAAGAGAUAAAAAAGAAGGAAGAAGGAAACACCAUUGAGAAAGCUGCUGAAGAUUCAGGAGGCGAUGCUGCUGACAAAAAGUCCAAAACAUGUCUAAUGUUGUGACAAAUCAAGCCAGUUAGUCUAAAUUUUGAAUAUCAUUGCUAUUUUUAAAGAAAAACAAAACACUCAAAAGAACUUCAGCAAAUCACUAUGUAGAAUAAAAGGAUCUUU
Suncus etruscus (white-toothed pygmy shrew) is the source of this 2646-nucleotide messenger RNA. It is a transcript of the gene PDE6C, whose product is annotated as phosphodiesterase 6C. Gene Ontology annotation, biological process: signal transduction; visual perception. Gene Ontology annotation, molecular function: protein binding; 3',5'-cyclic-nucleotide phosphodiesterase activity. Lineage: Eukaryota; Metazoa; Chordata; Mammalia; Eulipotyphla; Soricidae. The record is from RefSeq and is a predicted model, not a curated record.